Messenger RNA from Tachysurus vachellii, 2217 nucleotides. RefSeq names its product cellular communication network factor 2a (gene ccn2a). The transcript has 5 exons. NCBI's taxonomy places the organism in Eukaryota, Metazoa, Chordata, Actinopteri, Siluriformes, Bagridae. The record is from RefSeq and is a predicted model, not a curated record. Gene Ontology annotation, cellular component: extracellular region; extracellular matrix. Gene Ontology annotation, molecular function: integrin binding; heparin binding. The coding region runs from base 285 to 1319 and encodes 344 amino acids. Gene Ontology annotation, biological process: signal transduction; cell adhesion.
CUCGGUGGGUAUAAAGGCAGACCCUGCUGCUGCCUUCAACUCAGAACGACUCUGACUUCCCUUAGAGAGAAGUGACGAGGGCUGAGCAGACCAAGCAGCAGCCUACAGAAACUACGCUUUACCUUUUGGUGGAAAGGAGAAGCCUUACCCAAACGAGAUCGACUUGAUCGGAAGCAAGACAGAGACAGCCAUUUGAGAGAAGACUACAGCUCCAGAGAGCCAGACGAAGACUUGAGGGAAAGAUUUUGUUAUAUGCUUUUUUGAAUCACAAGACGACAGAGAAAAUGUUUUCCGGAAUGAGCCUGAUUUUUGCACUCUGCUUCACUUUCUUCAGCUGGGCGGCUGCUCAGGAGUGCCCCAGUCAGUGCCAGUGCCCUGGCAUGCCCCCACAAUGCCCCCCAGGUGACAGCUUAGUCCUGGAUGCCUGCGGGUGUUGCCGUGUGUGCGCUAAACAGCUGGGAGAGCUGUGCACUGAGAGAGAUGUGUGUGACCCUCACAAAGGCCUGUACUGUGACUACGGCUCUCCAAACAACCGACGCAUUGGAGUCUGCACUGCUCGAGAGGGUGCCCCCUGCGUGUUCGGAGGAAAUGUGUAUCGCAGCGGUGAAUCAUUCCAGAGCAGCUGCAAGUACCAGUGUACAUGCCUGGAUGGUGCAGUGGGUUGCGUGCCACUCUGCGGCAUGGACGUGCGACUGCCCAGCCCGGAUUGCCCCAUGCCUCGCAGGGUCAAAGUGCCAGGAAAAUGCUGUGAGGAAUGGGUAUGCGACUCACCCCCCACCACCAACUCCUUCAUGGGCUCUUUUCUGCCAGCUUACAGAGAAGAAGAGACCUAUGGCCCAGAUCUUUCCAUCAUGCGUGAGAACUGCCUAGUUCAGACCACUGAAUGGAGUGCAUGCUCAAAGACGUGCGGCCUUGGCAUCUCCACUCGUGUGACCAAUGACAAUCGCGGGUGUCGUUUGGAGAAGCAGUCUCGCCUCUGCAUGGUCCGUCCCUGCGAAUCCCACCUGGAGGAGAAAAUCAAGAAAGGAAAGAAGUGCAUUCGUACCCCUCGAGUAUCCAAGCCCAUGAAGUUUGAGGUUUCCGGCUGCACCACCACCAAGGCUUACCGCCCCAAGUUCUGCGGCGUGUGCACCGAUGGUCGCUGCUGCACUCCUCACAGGACCACGACCCUGCCCGUCGAAUUCAAGUGCCCUGACGGCCAGGUCAUGAAGAAGCAGAUGAUGUUCAUCAAGACGUGUGCAUGCCACUACAACUGCCCAAGCGAAAAUGACAUCUUUGAGUCCCUGUACUACAAGAAGAUGUUCGGUGACACGGCAUGAACAAGAACAGUGUGAGUUGAUCGAAGAAAAUUCCGUCCACUUGAACCAGAUAUCCAUCUCAUAUCACAGAAUUGUACUCGUCUUAUGUCUUAUGUCUUAUGUCUAGGUUUGUUUCCUUGUUGUUUUUGUGUGCGUCUUUUCCUGUUGUUUAUCGGUAUUAUCAUAUCCAAUGUGUCAUGAUGGAUGUUCGUGCCUCAAAGUGGGUGGGAAUGGAUAAAAACAACAAAAAGGUUGUUUGAAGAAAAAAAAAAACGACAAAACAUAACUGCACUAUAAAUUCAGCAACACUACUUGUUGCUGAUUAUCCUGAUUAUGGUAAUCCCCUCCCCCAAAUUGUGGUGGGCGGAUCCAAAGAGCGGUGAAAGGUGAGAAGGGCAACAGACUUUAACCUCAGAAGAGAAGCUAGAACGCCUCACCUAUGUGAGUGAGAGAUAGAGAGUGAGUGAGAGAGAGAGUAUGAAUGUGCCCUUGUUUGUAGCUAACAGAGCUCUAGCCAUGUUUUUACUGAGAUGUUAAGACCAGCAGAAGGUGGUUCCUGCAGCACUGAGUGUCAAACUUCGACUAACUGAUUCAAAGAGAGUCGGUAAUUUGUCAAAAGGAAAAAAAGAAAAACGACUGGACGAUUUGCAGCUUCAUUCUUUUUUUUUAUAUAUUUUUUUUGAACGCUGUAAAUAAUGUACAUAAUUUUUUGUACAGGUUAAAUUAAUUUAAAUUGAAAACCUUUGUCAUUGUUAAUUGUCUCGCUUCACUUUGUGUGUAAUGAUAGCUUAUUUUUCUCGCUGACGUGACUGUUCUUGUUACAGUUCUUGUAUUAUUUUAUUGAGAAGUGUGACCAAAAAGUUACAUGUUUUCAACUUUUUUUGUAGUUUGAAAUAAAAUGUUAUAUUUUUUAUAUAAA